UGGUUCUCCUAUCAACCCAAACAAGCUGAAACCAGCACUCCAGCAGCACUAGCUAGUACCAAACAUCUGACAUGACGCUCACCCAGAGCACUAACCAGGCCUUGCUCGAUGCUCAGCUCAACCUCUUGGACAACACCUUCGGCUACAUCAAGUCCAUGGCCCUCAAGGCCGCCCUGGAUCUCCGCAUCGCCGAUGCCAUUGAACACCAUGGCGGCGCCGCCACCCUUCCCCAGAUAGUAGAGAGGGUCAUGCUCCACCCAUCCAAGAUCCCCUCUCUGCGUCGCCUGAUGUGCGUGCUCACUGUCUCCGGCGUAUUCGGCGUGCAGCCCACGGACGGCUCCAGCGAGCUUUUGUACGCUCUCACACCGACGUCCCGCCUCCUCGUCGGCCCGCGGAACUUGGUUUCAAUCACAGCCAUGUCGCUCAGUCCCCACUUUGUCGCCUCCUACCUCGAGCUUGGCACAUGGUUCCAGCAGGAGUUGCCGGAGCCCUGCAUCUUCAAGCUGGCGCAUGGCGAACCAUUGUGGAAGCUGGCUGAACACGACGCGACUUUUGAUGCGCUCAUCAACGAUGGGAUGGUCUCGGACACCAGCUUCAUCAUGGACAUCGCCAUCAAGGAGAGCGGCGAGGUCUUCCAGGGGAUAACCUCGCUGAUCGAUGUCGCAGGGGGUCUCGGCGCAGCAGCCCAAGCCAUGUCAAAGGCAUUUCCGCAUGUGGAAUACACCGUGCUGGAUCUCGACCAUGUCAUCGCCAAGGCUCCCACUGGCACCAAUGUGAAGUACAUCGCCGGGGACAUGUUUGAGAGCAUUCCACCGGCAAAUGCUGUCUUCCUGAAGUGGAUUCUCCAUGACUGGGGCCACGACGAUUGUGUCAAGAUAUUACGGAACUGCAAGAAAGCCAUUCCUCCGAGAGAUGCUGGAGGGAAGGUGAUAAUCAUGGAUAUUGUGAUUGGAGCAGGACAGUCAAACGUGAAGCACAGAGAAGUGCAAGCCUUGUUUGACGUGUACAUGAUGAUUAUAAAUGGCAUUGAGCGAGAUGAGCUAGAGUGGAAGAUGAUGUUUUCUGAAGCAGGGUUUACCGACUACAAGAUUAUACCGGUUCUAGGUGUUCGAUCCAUCAUCGAGGUCUACCCAUAAAAAGUCUAGUCAUGUAAACCACAUAAUGGCGUGGUGUUGUUUCUCUUUCCGGUUUUACUUAGCCGCUAGGAAUUUGAUUUCCCUAAAGCUUAGAGCACGCGAUGUGUGUGUGCCGAGCAUGUCGAGUCCGUGUCUAGCAUCGAGUCUAUUCACGCAGGGUCGUAGUUAUUUGCCGCUCAUGGGAUGGCAAGAGUCUUAAGGAUCGUGGCGUGCGCAUAGUCCGGCCUUCAUGUCCGUUUCCCUUUCAUUCAAUAAAAGGAAGAAAGAAAGCCGAAAAUGCUGCGGCAGUUGAGCAGCACAAAACUC
This is a messenger RNA of Lolium perenne, 1442 nucleotides long. Its product is annotated as O-methyltransferase ZRP4. The record is from RefSeq and is a predicted model, not a curated record. Gene Ontology annotation, molecular function: O-methyltransferase activity; protein dimerization activity. Lineage: Eukaryota; Viridiplantae; Streptophyta; Magnoliopsida; Poales; Poaceae.